Messenger RNA from Bombus pyrosoma, 1979 nucleotides. Its product is annotated as transmembrane protein 68. Gene Ontology annotation, cellular component: membrane. Gene Ontology annotation, molecular function: acyltransferase activity. The record is from RefSeq and is a predicted model, not a curated record. Lineage: Eukaryota; Metazoa; Arthropoda; Insecta; Hymenoptera; Apidae. Bases 421 to 1374 code for a protein of 317 amino acids. The transcript has 6 exons.
AUAUGUACUAAUACGUACAUAUUGCUAAUUAUCUCUUUAUUGGAUUUGUAAUUGUUUACCUUCAGUAUUUAAAAAGAAAAUUAAUUCCUAAAUUUAAACAAACAACAUGCAUAAUUCAUAUAAGAUUGUUGAAAUAAUAGUUCAAAUUAUUUAUAAAUUAUGCAAACUGUAAUAAAUGUUCUGUGAAAAUGCAUUACGUGAACAAUCCAUAUUAAAAUAUUUAUGAAUAAUACUAACAAUUAAGAACAAGUCAUUUAGGAAUAUAAAUGAGUAGUGUGAGGAAAACGGGAGCAGAAUUUGCAGACUGUUGUUUAAUAUAUUGCCAACAGUGAAUAGAAUAUGUGGAUAUUUGAUAAAGAAGUAUCAGAUUUUUUGUAAUUAUAGAUUUACUAUUGUUUUUGUUUUUCCCGUAAUCUAAACAUGUUUUCCAUAAUAUUUAACCUACAGAAAAUUUUAGAAGAUACUAUAGUUGAAUAUAUCGACGUGGACUUUACAUUAUGGUUAUGGCUUUUGAUGCCACUUCUGUUAACAUUUUUACUUCCACUUCUGAUUGGGAUAUUAUUAUAUUUAACUGCAUUAAUAUUGUAUAUAUAUAAGUUACACAGAGUUAGAUUAAGAAAUGCAUAUGAAACAGACUGGAGAAAUGCUGCACGCAAUGUAGUAGCUGCAGUUUGGGAUGCUCAUGGCUGGAUUUGGUAUGGAUAUGAAGUAGUUGGACUUCAAAAUAUACCACAAAAUGAACCAGUACUUUUUGUAUACUAUCAUGGAGCUAUACCUGUAGACCUUUAUUACUUUAUAUCUAAAAUAUUACUUUUAAAUUCUAAGUUAAUUCACACAGUAGCAGAUAGAUUUCUUUUCAAAUGCCCUGGGUGGUCUAUAAUUUCUGAUGUAUUAAAAGUAAUACCUGGUACAAUCCAAACAUGUUCUACUAUUUUGAAAGAAGGUAAUAUGCUUGCAAUCUCACCUGGUGGUGUAUAUGAAGCUCAGUUUGGAGAUUCUUAUUACCAAUUAAUGUGGAAAAAGCGAGUGGGUUUUGCAAAGGUUGCAUUGGAUGCUAAAGUGUGCAUAAUACCUUUAUUUACGAAGAAUAUUAGAGAAGCAUUUAGAACGAUAAGUUGGGGUAGGAGAAUGUGGUUGAGAAUAUAUGCUGCCACCAGAUUUCCUUUUGUACCUAUCUAUGGUGGUUUUCCUGUAAAGUUGACAACAUAUGUUGGUAAACCAAUUCUGUAUGAUGGGAAUCUAACACCAGAAGAGUUACAAAUGAAGGUUGCUGAUGCACUCAACAAUUUAAUAAAUCAACAUCAAAGAAUACCAGGAAGUAUAUCAUUAGCUUUGUUAGAAAGAAUAUAUGUUGCAGGGAAAGAAGAAUCAUAAGUUUUAGCAUUUACUCAAGUAUUAUUACAUUGCAUUUUACAUAUGAGAUAGAAAAAUGUUUGAAAAUGUUAUACUAUUUUAGACUAUUUAUACUUUUAAUUUAUGGUGCUGAUUAUUUAAUAAUUCUUAGUAAUGAUAAAUUCCAUUAAAUUUAAGGUUAAUUUUGCCACUAUGUAAUUGUACUUAUUUUUGAAGUAUAAUAAUUUAUUUGUCUUUCCAAUUGUUACAUAAAUAUUUUAUAUAUUUUAUCUUGAUUCAUUGUUGAUAUGAAAGUAUAAAUUAAAUUUAUUCAGAUUUCAAUACAUUUUUUUAUAUCUAUAUCGAUUGUUUUUAUAUUUAUACGUAUUUGAUAUAUAUAUAAAUGACAUUACUAUUCUCUACACGUAACUGAAACCAGUCUUUAAUUUUUUCUCAAGUAUUAUCGAUAUAUUUUUAUUGCAACUAGAACUCUUAAUGUAAGCGAUUUGUAAAUAUUUUUUCUGUUAUAAGAAUUUGCUGUGUAACUAAGCUCUGAAUAAUUCCAUAUAAUAUUGUACGAGUACUUAUAUUCAUUCUCUUAUUUGCUAUCUUUGUACACGAAAAAUAAAGGACAUCAGAGUUCUACA